AUGGUGAAACCCGAUUUGAGAAAGCUAACGAAAAGGAAAGGCAGUUGCGAGACAUGGUGGAGUCCAUUGGAGAGUUUGUACAAAGGGUACAGUGAAGCUCGCGAUAAAGGUUCCGUACCCGCAAGGCUUAAUAAGUUGGUUGAAGUGUAUGACUCUUUUUGUGAUGUUCGGGCUGAAAUUGAAAUAAAUCUCGAGCAGUACGAUGAACAAGAAGAGGAUUCGAAGGAGCUUUCCGAAGAAGCCCGCAAGCAGAAAGCAGCCAAAGAGAAGGAGCAAAAGUACUUCAGCUUGAAACAGUCGUUAGAAGCAUUCAUGCAAGGUCCUGGUUCAAGUAUUCAGCAGUUUCCUGUACAGCACGCCAACGGCCAGACUCCAAUGCCAGCCAUGCGUGUCAAGCUACCUGAGUUGAAGUUGCCGACGUUUCGAGGAUCACUGAUGGAUUGGGUCACAUUCAGGGACACUUUCAAAAACCUGAUUGUUGACAAUCCACACUUGAACGAUAUUGAUCGGUUCACCUACCUUCGCACGUCGUUGGCCGGAGAAGCGCUACAGCAAAUCGCUUCGAUUGACAUCACUGCGGCCAACUACUCCGUAGCGUGGAGAACACUUGAGUCGCGUUACGAAAAAUGA
This is a messenger RNA of Armigeres subalbatus, 630 nucleotides long. RefSeq lists its product as uncharacterized. Lineage: Eukaryota; Metazoa; Arthropoda; Insecta; Diptera; Culicidae. The transcript is spliced from 2 exons. The record is from RefSeq and is a predicted model, not a curated record. Bases 1 to 630 code for a protein of 209 amino acids.